AUGGCCACACCAUUGAGGAAACGAGGAGUCGCUGCCGGUCUUUGGCCGUUCGAUCGGCACGAGGGCAGCGUCGCCAUCCGUUCGAUCGCCGCCUUGCCUGGACCCGCCUGUUCAGUUCUGAUCAAGCGCGAGUGUGAACUCCGACAGGAGUUUGAUGGGUGGGUGGCUGCGAGCUUUUGA
Messenger RNA from Miscanthus lutarioriparius, 180 nucleotides. NCBI's taxonomy places the organism in Eukaryota, Viridiplantae, Streptophyta, Magnoliopsida, Poales, Poaceae. The record is from the annotation of a GenBank genome assembly.